This is a messenger RNA of Cynara cardunculus var. scolymus (artichoke), 1843 nucleotides long. Its product is annotated as RAN GTPase-activating protein 1-like. NCBI's taxonomy places the organism in Eukaryota, Viridiplantae, Streptophyta, Magnoliopsida, Asterales, Asteraceae. Gene Ontology annotation, molecular function: protein binding; GTPase activator activity. The transcript has a single exon. The record is from RefSeq and is a predicted model, not a curated record. Bases 4 to 1632 code for a protein of 542 amino acids.
AAUAUGGAGCUUACUGCACAACAUCGCUUUCACUCAAUUAAGCUGUGGCCUCCCAGUCCAAGCACUAGACAAGUUCUUGUGGAUCGUAUAAUCAGAAAUCUUACCACUCCAUCCAUUUUAUCCAGAAAGUAUGGUCUUUUAACUAAAGAAGAAGCAGAGGAAGAUGCUAAGCGAAUAGAGUCUGCAGCCUUUGCCACUGCGAACCAACACUUUGAAAAGGAGCCAGAUGGUGAUGGAAGUUCUGCUGUGCACAUUUACGCUAAAGAAUCGAGUACACUUAUGGUGGAAGCUGUGAAAAGAGUUCCUAUCGUAAAGGAGGAAGAAGAAGCCGUACCCAUGUCUGAAACAGCUACCAUUACAGUUACAGCAGACCAUGAAACUCUUUUUGACAUCUCUGGAGCCAGUCGAGAUUUCCUCAAGGCAGAGGAGGCCGAAGAACUGCUAAAACCACUCCAGGAGCCUGGGAACAAAUAUAAAAAGAUACGUUUUAGCAAUAGAAGCUUUGGGUUGGAUGCAGCCCGCGUUGCUGUACCCGUAUUGGUCUCUCUCAAGGACCAAUUAACAGAAGUUGAUCUAUCAGAUUUUGUUGCUGGGAGGCCAGAGGAAGAAGCCCUUGAAGUUAUGAGCUUGUUUUCGUCAGCCCUUGAAGGUUCUGAUCUCAGGUAUCUGAACCUUUCGGAUAACGCAUUGGGAGAAAAGGGGAUUCGGGCGUUUGACAAGCUUUUAAGAUCACAAAGUAAUCUUGAAGAGUUGUAUCUAAUCAAUAACGGUAUCUCGGAAGAAGCUGCAAAGGCUGUGUGUGAACUGAUUCCUUCCACAAAGAAACUCAAAAUUCUUCAUUUCCAUAAUAACAUGACUGGUGACGAAGGGGCGGUUGCCAUUUCUGAACUCCUGCAAAGAUCUCCAAUGCUCGAGGAUUUCAGGUGUUCAUCCGCCCGGGUCGGCUCAGAAGGGGGCGUUCCUCUAGCUGAGGCACUCGCCACAUGUACCCAUUUGAAAAAGCUUGAUCUUUGUGACAAUAUGUUCGGAGUCGAAGCUGGGAUUGCUUUAAGCAAGUCCAUAUCCGUGUUCACUAAUCUCAACGAGAUUUACCUCAGUUACUUGAAUUUAGAAGACGAAGGAACUUUAGCUCUUGCUAACGCACUCAAAGAAUCUGCUCCAUCUCUCCAAGUUAUUGAUAUGGCUGGAAACGAAAUUACGUCUGAAUCAGCUCCUGCUUUGGCGGCUUGUUUAAUGGCUAAAAAAGGAUCUUUAACCAAGAUAAAUCUUUCCGAGAAUGAGUUGGCGGACGAGGGUACCAUAGUGAUCGCUAAGGCUCUUGAAGCGGAGUUUCCACGAUUAACCGAAGUUGACCUGAGCACGAAUGGCAUUAGACGGGCUGGAGCCAGGGUCCUGGCUCAGGCUGUCGUAGGUAAACCGGGGUUUAAGUUGCUGAAUAUUAAUGGUAACUUUUUAUCUGAUGAAGGUGUGGAUGAUGUGAAAAAUAUGUUCAAGAAUUCCCCGGGUGUGCUCGGUCCAUUGGACGAAAACGACCCCGAAGGACAAACAUUCGACGGUUCGGAUGAAGAGACUGAUGGUGAUGAUGAAUUGGGAUCCAAACUGAAGGAGCUUCAAAUCAAGCAAGAAGAAUAGAGGUCACAUUUUAGGUAUGACCAUCUUCUCUACCUUUGCAUUGCUUUGAUUCAUAACAUAUUUAGAGAAAAUCCAUUUGUGGGUUACUCUAAAAGUGCAUGAUUUGUUUUGUAUCUGCACUUGAAUUCUUAGGUUUCUUUCUGGUACUUGCAUUAGCACUCCAUUGCUUUUCUUUAAUGUUAGUUUCAAGUUGUUUUAGCCUUAAAAGGGA